Fundulus heteroclitus (mummichog) is the source of this 1455-nucleotide messenger RNA. RefSeq names its product hydroxycarboxylic acid receptor 3-like. Bases 160 to 1110 code for a protein of 316 amino acids. Gene Ontology annotation, molecular function: G protein-coupled receptor activity. The transcript is spliced from 2 exons. The record is from RefSeq and is a predicted model, not a curated record. Lineage: Eukaryota; Metazoa; Chordata; Actinopteri; Cyprinodontiformes; Fundulidae. Gene Ontology annotation, biological process: G protein-coupled receptor signaling pathway. Gene Ontology annotation, cellular component: membrane.
AUCACUGUCACUCUCUGCAUGGGACGUACGCACAUCAUUGUCUUUGUCAACUGAACGCAUUAUUUGGCUGUUACUGCUGUGUCAACAAUACAAGAGACUUCGUACCCAGGUGUUGCCAUAGUUGUUCAGCAAGCAGAAAGAUCCAACCGCUCUGCUAAAAUGAAUUCAUCGGAAAACAGGACCUGUCAACUCAAGCACAAUGAAAUUGGAAACGUGUUCCUAAUGAUUUUCCUGAUGGUUGAGACACUCGUGGGCCUGCCAGGAAGUAUCCUGGCCCUGUGGAUUUUCUGUCGCCGUAUAAAGUACUGGAAAUACCACGUCACAUUCCUCUUCAACCUUUGUCUGGCUGACUUCCUGCUCUUUCUCAGCGUGCCCUUCCGCAUCGACGUCCAUUGGCGAGGCGACAACUGGCAGUUCGGACCAGUCUGGUGCCGCAUCAACCUGUACAUGCUGUCUGUCAAUCGAUCUGCCAGUAUUGCUUUCAUGACAGCCGUCGUACUGGACCGUUACCUCAAGGUGGUUCAUCCGCAUCACUCCAUCAGCCGACUGACCUCAACCUCGGCGUACAAGCUCUCAGCUCUUAUAUGGCUCGGUGUGAUUUUGUAUCGGCUGCCGCUGUUGACCGUCAACCUCCUCCACGAGGACAAGAUAAACAACAGAGUGCUGUGUCGCAGCUUCCACACCUAUAAAGUAAUCCCUCUGCCGGUAAAGGUGCACUAUGUUUCAUACGUUUUAGAGUUCUUCUUGCCAUUUUCUUUGCUGCUCUUCUGCUCAGUCAGGAUUGCCUGCCAAGUACGAAAGCUGAAAAUGGACAGAGAGAGAGUACGACGGGCCAUCCGAGCGGUUAUGGUCAUAUGUAUGGUGUUUACCCUCUGCUUCAUGCCAGGUGUCUUCACAGGCCUGGUGGGGCUGUACUUAAAGGCAUACCGGCCAGAAGCUUGUGAAACCUACAGAAUAUGGAUUAAUCUCUUCAUGGUGUUUGUUGGCUUCACCUACCUCAACAGUGCUUUGGAUCCUGUCAUCUAUUUUUUCUCCAGCUCUGUCUUUCACGACACUGUCAAGAACUCCCUCAAGUGCAAGAGAGACAGCAGAGCAGCCAGCGACCUAUAACUCUAAGCUGGUAAAGAUGAUCAAAUGUCUAAGGUUUUUGUAGACUGAAAAAAGCUGAAGUGGACAGUUUUUUCAAUGCAACGGAUGAAAAGACACAUCACAUUUUUUCUCUCACUAACUCAAUAAAUCAGACCAAACUUCUCCUGUUUUUGGUCAGUUAGGAUUACCAAAAUUAUUUGAUUUGCUUUAUGUCUGAAUAAUAGCUGAAAGAAUAUUUGAGAUAAUUUUCAUUUUCAGAAUUUUAUAUGACUUCUAACCUGUAUGACUUGUGUCAAAUGUUUUGGGUACCUUUCUAAAAUCUUUGUACCGUAGCUUGUUGCAAUUAAUAAAGGUUCCUUUGCUUUA